AUGGAGGAGAAGCCAUAUGUGCAGCGACCAACUCGAGUCAGCGGCAACUACAUCAUGGACCAAACUGGAGCAGAGCUGGUGCACGUCAUCUUCUCGAUGAAGGAAAGCGUCGGCUGUCUGGCAGAGGCGCUCAAGGUCUUCAAGGACUACAACGUCAACCUGAAGAAGAUCGAAUCGCGCUCCUCGAAACGUUUCGAAAAUGACUACGAGUUUCUCGUCGAGUGCUCCAGCGCCAGCAUCGGCCUUGACCGCGCCCUUGAGGUGCUCCGCGGCAUGACCCACUACCUGAAGAUCAUCUCCCGCGACGGCGGCCAGGACGCCAGCGUCCCCUGGUUCCCCCGAAAGGCCAAGGACCUGGACCGCUUUGCCAAUCACAUUCUCUCCUACGGUUCGGAGUUGGACUCUGACCACCCCGGUUUCACUGAUCCAGUGUACCGUGCUCGGAGGAAGUACUUUGCCGACCUGGCCUACAACUACAAACACUGCACGCCAAUCCCUCGCGUGGAGUACACCGAAGAGGAGGUGAAGACGUGGGGCGUCGUCUUCAAGGAGCUGGUGAAGCUCUUUCCGACGCACGCCUGCGCCGAGUACAAUCACAUCUUUCCGCUGAUGGUGGAGAACUGUGGCUACCGCGAGGACAACAUUCCCCAGCUGGAGGACGUCAGCUGCUUUCUCAGAGACUGCACCGGUUUCACCCUCCGCCCAACCGCCGGCCUCCUCAGCUCGCGGGACUUCCUCGCCGGCCUCGCCUUCCGCGUCUUCCACACCACCCAGUACAUUCGCCACCACUCGAAGCCGAAGUACACCCCGGAGCCGGACAUCUGCCACGAGCUGAUGGGCCACGCCCCGCUCUUCGCCGACCCCGCCUUUGCCCGCUUCAGCCAGGAGAUCGGCCUGGCCAGUCUGGGCGCCCCCGACGAGUACAUCGAGAAGCUGGCCACCUGCUACUGGUUCACGGUGGAGUUUGGCCUCUGCAAGCAGGCCGGCCAGGUGAAGGCCUUCGGCGCCGGUCUGCUCUCCAGCUACGGCGAACUGCAAUACUGCCUGAGCGACAAACCCGAGAUUCGCGCCUUUGACCCGUACAAGACGAGUGUGCAGGCGUACCCGAUCACCGAGUAUCAACCGGUGUACUACCUCGCCGAGAGCUUCGAUGACGCACAGAGGAAGCUAAGAGAAUUCGCCUUCUCCAUCCCGCGGCCCUUCAUGGUGCACUUCAACGCCUACACGCACAACAUUGAGAUUAUCGACUCGAAGUCGCAGCUGGAGCACCUCGCCCGAGACAUUGAAAAUGAAAUGCAACUGCUCGUGGAAAGCAUGAAAAAGGUGAACAAUCUGAUCGAUUGA
This is a messenger RNA of Rhagoletis zephyria (snowberry fruit fly), 1344 nucleotides long. Lineage: Eukaryota; Metazoa; Arthropoda; Insecta; Diptera; Tephritidae. The record is from RefSeq and is a predicted model, not a curated record.